UUAGAAUACUGCAUAACCUACGUAUAAUUUCCCGAUAUUACUGUAAAGUCGCGGAAAUGGCUGAAAGUCGCGGAAAUGGCGGAAAGUCAUAUGAAGAUGGCGGAAAGUCAUAUGAAGAUGGCGGAAAGUCAUAUGAAGUUUAAAACCCGUUCGUUCACAUUUGAAUGCAGUGGUGAUGCCGUAAAGGAUGGUUUAAAGAUAGCAGAGAAAGCUGUAGGUUUAUCGAAUAGUUUUACAGUAUCCACUGAUCUUGGAUUCGUCGGUGUCAGCGGGACCUUGGUUUGGCAGACAAAGAACCCGGAAAAGUACGCGGAAGCUGUAAACCGUGGAAUAUUGGGCAAUGUGGAGAACGCCUUUGUUCAAUCAUUCACUCCUGGGAGUCUAACUGUCGAGGUGGUUGCCUUAAAAAAAACUGCUGCGGAUGCUAUAAUGGAGAUGCACGAGUCGGGAGAAAUCAAAAAAAAUCUCAACAAGGCCAUAAAAGAAUAUGCUGAUCAGCACCACCAUGGACUUGGGCAAUUCGAUCAUGUGUUGUUGACAAACAACAACGAGCACACAGUCACAAAACAAGAAAUUGAUAAAGUUCAGCGAGUCGCGAUUUCGAGCUUUAAAACUCUAAAAAGGGAGCAGAAACUCGACCUACCUAUUUGGAGAAAUCCAACUGAAAUCAAAACGACAAAAGACGAGACCGCUGUUAUUGGUCAUGGUGGUUUCGGAGUUGUUCUUUUGGGCUACUGUGAACAAAUUGGCCGCUGCGCAGUAAAAUGUAUAGGAACACCAAAUACCUAUACCGCUUGUAAGGUAGAAAAAAUUUUCAUACGUGAAGCGGGUAUAAUUCUACUAGCUCAUCACGCAAACAUUGUACAAGUGUAUGGGAUCACAAGCUGGGUCGGAUCAUUCGGUAUCAUCAUGGAGUAUAUGGAGAGAGGGAACCUAUCGCAACUCAUUCAAUCAGUGCGCUUAGAAGAUUAUAUAAUUCCGUUCGACUUGUUGGUGCGAAUUUUGCUUCAAGUUGCGAAUGGGGUGGCGUUCUUACACAGAAUCGGGGAAGAUCAGCAGAUCGUUCACGGAGAUUUAAAACCUUCUAACGUCGUGCUAAAAGACGACUUCACUGCAAAAGUGACCGAUUUUGGUGGAGCAACUCUACGCACUUACACCAAUACAGGCGACGCGUACCGGGAAGCAGAUGACGGCCAAAACACUAUGCCAUACACCGCCCAGAGCGACUACAACAACCGCAAUACGCAGCCACCAAAGCAUCUGAUGUUUACAGCUAUGGAAUGAUAAUUUACGAAUGUCUUACCCUUUACAUUCCUUUUCAUCAUGGGUUAAACAAUAUUAAUAAUUUGGUUCGUACGAUUAUAAAUAAUAAGAUCAAGCCACCUUGCGACAAAAUUGACGAAAAUAAGAAAAUCUUCGUAGGAGAUCAACGCGACAGCCUAGUUUGCCUCGAUAAAUGGAUGAAUAGUUGCUGGGAAUACAACAAAGAAGACCGACCACCAAUUAAACAGGUUCGUGAUGACCUACAGCAACAUUUUGACAAAGUGGCAAGAAAUGUGUGGAAGAGCAUCGCGGAAGUUUCAUCCAAGCUCGAAGUCAGUGCGUCAAACCGUGCACUGUCCAAACCAACAAUCCCAAUCUCCUUUUUGAAUCCGCCUUCCUUCAAAACCUCUGACGUUUCAACAGAAUCGCAUGGUAAACACCACAUCAUACGACAAGAAGAAGGGAUUAAAAUCAAAAAAAUCAAGACAACUGCUGAUAUUAACAAAGGACUUGAAGAUAUUCUACCGCUUAUAAAACAGACUCAAGAAACAAUGACAGACAGCGACACUAGCAGUCACGAAGCUUUGGUUGAAACGGUAAACGAGGCGCUGGAUAAACUGGGAGAGUUGCGCUCCGAUGAUUGCACACGCCUGGUAUGCGAAUUGCACAUUCUCUGCCAGAGAGUAAGAGAGGUUACACCGGCCCAAGUCAGGGAGCUGGCCAAGCAUGGUUUGAAGAGAUGCUUACGUAUUGGAAAUGUGCAAGAGAGCUACCACAGUAGCUUUCUAGCACUAAUGUAAAUUGUUUAAAAUAUAGUCACCACGGUAUAUAUUUACCAUGUAUAAAUGUGUGAUAACUGUAGUGGUACAGACAUUA
This is a messenger RNA of Ciona intestinalis (vase tunicate), 2139 nucleotides long. NCBI's taxonomy places the organism in Eukaryota, Metazoa, Chordata, Ascidiacea, Phlebobranchia, Cionidae. The record is from RefSeq and is a predicted model, not a curated record.